AUGUCCGAAUUUAUUUUCAACCCUCAGACCACCAACUCCGUGGAGCUCACGCUACUGCUCGCCCAAGGCCAAAUCACCAGCGUCCAAAUUGUACAGACAUAUCUCACCCACAUUGAGCAGCACAACCCCAGCCUCAACGCGCUCAUCUCGCAGCCGCCACGCGAAAAUGUCCUUCGAGAGGCUGCCAAGCUAGACCAGGAGCGCCAAAAUGGGAAACUUCGAGGUCCCUUGCACGGCAUCCCCAUUAUUCUCAAGGACUGCUUCACGACGGCUUCAAGCCUGGGCAUGAGCACGACAUGCGGGUCCCUGGCUCUUGUCGGGGCCAGGGCGCCGAAGAACUCGGCGAUUGUGCAAAAGAUAAUUGAUGGCGGCUUGAUCAUCCUGGCCAAGGCCAACAUGACUGAGUUUUGCGGCAUGAAGAUGACUUACAUGAUGCCGGGUUGGUCCGCGCACGGUGGCCAGACUCUCUCACCUUAUGCCCCCGGCGGCUCGUCCACCGGCUCCGCCGUCUCCCUCGCAUCGGGCUUCGCGCCGCUGGCCAUGGGCACCGAGACCAUUGGCUCCAUCAUCACGCCGACGAGCCGCAACGCCCUGUACGGGUUGAAGCCGACGGUCAGCGCGCAGGACACGACGGGCAUGUUCACCAUGACAGAGUUUUACGACAGCCCUGGGCCCAUGGCCAAGUCGGCGGCCGACAUCCGGGCGCUGGCCGGGCUUUUGCUAGACAGGGACUUUGAUGCGCCCGAUAUGGGAUCAUGGAAGGGCUUGUCGGUCGGUAUUGUCGACCCGCGCCUUUGGACUCUGGACGAGUCCAUGUGCCGGCAACAUGAUGGUACCGCGGAGAAUAUGGUCGAGGAAUACCAUCUCCCUUGCCCGGAAGUGCCAUGGGCGACACAUGAAUAUGUUGAGCACCUGCAGCUUGCUGAUGCCAGAGGGACAGACUGGGAAUUCAACAACAUUUGCCUUCCGAAAUUUCUCACGACGUUUGACGAUUUUCCAAUCCGCAGCGUCAAAGACAUUGUCCAGUUCAACCUGGCCAACAAGGAACGAGCCAUGCCGGAGCCAUACACGGAGCAAAACGACCUUAUAAAGGCCAUGAACAGCAAUGAGCCGGCCGCGGCCGUAGACGCGCUCAAGGCGACGCUCCGCGCCAAGGCCCGGGGCGUCCUCGACACGGCGUUUGACGAGGCCGGGGUGAAGGUCCUGGUGGGCACGUGCGACUCGGCGUUUUGCGUGCACGCGGCAGCGGCAGGCUACCCGGUGUGCGCGGUGCCGCUGGCGACGCUGCGGUACAAUGGGCGGCCGUUUGGGCUGUGCGCGGUUGGGCGGGCGGAUGGGGAGGAGGCGCUGUUGCGGUUCAUGGCGGCGUACGAGGCGGCGAUGCCGGCGAGGGCGGUGCCGGAGCUGUGA
Cordyceps militaris CM01 is the source of this 1410-nucleotide messenger RNA. Its product is annotated as amidase, putative. The coding region runs from base 1 to 1410 and encodes 469 amino acids. The record is from RefSeq and is a predicted model, not a curated record. Lineage: Eukaryota; Fungi; Ascomycota; Sordariomycetes; Hypocreales; Cordycipitaceae. The transcript has 6 exons.